GAUGGCUGCGAGCAAGGACGGCGGCUCGUCGACGCUAGCGUUUCAGGCUAGGGUCCAAAGUGGAAAGGCCGGUUUCGAAGCAUCCAGCCGGGCCUCGAUGGGUUCCUUGGAUGGACUUGGGGUUGAACGCUUCUUGGGGCAUGACAGACAGUACGUACUCUUUGCACCUUCAAUCAACUGCUGGACCUUCAUUCACGGAAUCCAUUCCUCAUCCACCUGCUGGCGUGGGGUCCCGAGUAGAAUCAACUUAUUGUGUGGCUCGUCCGGGCUGGACGGUCCUGAAACGGCAGCAGCGAUCGCAGAGAUUCGCCAGGAAGGAGCAAGAGAGAUAAAAAUAGCCCGCCCCGGCCGGCCGCUCGCAUUCAGCCCUUCCUCUUUCCCUCUGCACACACAUUCACACAUAGACACGCAUAUACACCUCUCCGUCUCAACCAUCUGCAAAACGAACACGGCAGAGCUACAGGACGGCACUAUAUACCGUAUAGGACAUCUUUGCUACCGCGGGCGCAGCCACGAGUCGCAUUGUACCUGUUUGUCGGGGAAAAGAGGGGCGGAUUGGGUUACUUGGUUGCUUAGUACCGUCCAAUCCCUCCAUUGA
Molecule: messenger RNA, 598 nt
Organism: Periconia digitata
Lineage: Eukaryota; Fungi; Ascomycota; Dothideomycetes; Pleosporales; Periconiaceae
Source: the annotation of a GenBank genome assembly